AAAGCUCUCAUCUUUCUCCAAUAUUUCCAUACGAAAUAUGAUGCUUGACGUCGCAGUACAGGCACCGCUGUCUCCGUCUCCGCACGCCGUUGUGCUAGUGUUGCUGCACCACAACAACCACUUCCGUAGUUUGGAGCGGAACCUACGCGAUUUCCAGCACUUGGAGAGGCAGUUGCAGCUAGAGGCAAAGAAGUUUCAACGUUCCCCCUGCAUUCCGUCAGUUCUUCCAGCUAUUGAGGCGUGCUGCGACUCCAAGCCGAGCUUCUACCCGUCGAAUCAGCUUGGAGUUCGCUUAGCUAUCGCAUUGGAGAAUUUUAUCCAUCAUUUGGUAUCAAAUUCCGAGCUGGCGACGUCUGCAGCAUUCAAAACUUUCCUGAAUGGGAAUCUAUUGACGACUCAUAAGACGGUCGGACAGAGCUACAGGGACUCAGUGGAGGCCGUAAUUCACGUUCAGGAGUCGGAAAUAGCAGAGGAAAGGGUGGCCGCGGGUUGUGCGGUGGAGCACCGGGUGUGUGUCGAAGAGAAGCAGAUUGUGCUCUGGAAAUUCGCGUCUCAAGGCCCGAAAUUAGUGUUCAGCGCAGAGUUCUCGAGUGACGAAGGGGAACAAGGUGAUAUCGACCCAUACAGUGUCAGUAAUACUGAGGUGACAGGUAGUAAAGAGGAGAAAGAGGUGGCUCACUACAGAACAAACUGUGACUUCAAGGAAGGAGGAGAAAACAGCAGCUUCGUGUAUGGACACUAUGUGGCCGAGAAGAAUGGAUUCGUAUCGCUGCAAUGGGAGAAUGCGGAUAUGAACAGCGUGAUAUCGAAGCCACUGCAGUUCCAGGUGAAGGUGGUGCCGUUGGCUGCUGCGAAGAAAGUGUUGGAGGUCGCUAGUGGAUUAAAUGCUGUUGAUACAGCCGAGUGGCUGUACGACUACAUGAAUGCUUCGGAGAUCACGUCGGUGGAGGAUCUUUCCGAAUGGGGAAGCAGCGAAACUGAUGGCGCUUUUGACAAUGAUAGCUUACACGAUGACGAUUUUGCAGAUGAAGGCCUAGAAAAGGAUUCUCAGAUUCAGGCUGCAGUGUUGGAAGAACGCACGCAUCAGCUCGAGUCGCAAGUGAUGCACCUCGAAGAGAGUCUUAUGGCCACUAAAAAGGAGCUGAAAAGUGCACUGGACCGCGUUCAAAUUGCUGAAGAGAUCUAUAAGGCCAACUUGGAGACCAUCACACAGCUCGAAUGCUCAUCCGUCGGUGGUCACAAGUCGAAUGUGUCGAAGAGCACAAGCAAAGCAGCAGUCCCAGCUUCGGCACCGCCUGCUGCGAUGCCAAGCACGCAACCGGAGGGACCACCCUCAAGCGAGUUGGAGCGUGUGCAAAGACUAUGCGCCGGCUUCCAAGAGCAGUGUCUGUGGCGGUCCGUGGAGAACAUGGAGCUUGAGGCUCAGCUGGCUGCGUCCCAGGUCGAGGCGACUUCGUGGCGCGAGAAGCACAUCGAACAAGCGGCACAAGUGGAGGAGCUGGAGAAGCAGAACCGCACGCUGCGGACGCAUAAAAAGAUGCUGGUGCAAGAGGUCAAGCGUUUGCAGCCAUACUCACAAGUGAAUCUGGCAGCGCUAGUGCAGGAAGCACAGGAAGCACGGAUGGUGCAGCGCAGUUUACAGGCCAAGUUGGACUCGCACGAGCAGCUCAGCAAUGGAGUAGCUGAGACUAUGGCCGAGGCUGGUCCCACCGACUUUGUGCUUGUCGAGGCGUCCGAUGAUGAGCCAUGAGAACAGAGCUAGCCUUCAGAUCGAGUUGCAUUUACGUGUAUGAGCAAUAUGUACGUGGGAUUCUGUCCAUGGAUUGAUGACACUAUGUCGACGUGGUACACGUUGAAGGCAUCUCGUCAAUUCCCUCUACUGAAGUACGAGGGACGAGCCAGCGUCAUCAUCAUUUCCUAUCUUAACUUAUAUGCACAUUAUUUUCGGAAUGCC
Phytophthora nicotianae INRA-310 is the source of this 1954-nucleotide messenger RNA. RefSeq lists its product as hypothetical. The record is from RefSeq and is a predicted model, not a curated record. The transcript is spliced from 2 exons. Gene Ontology annotation, molecular function: phosphatidylinositol binding. Lineage: Eukaryota; Oomycota; Peronosporomycetes; Peronosporales; Peronosporaceae. The coding region runs from base 38 to 1750 and encodes 570 amino acids.